Messenger RNA from Penicillium riverlandense, 1917 nucleotides. RefSeq lists its product as uncharacterized. Bases 1 to 1917 code for a protein of 638 amino acids. The record is from RefSeq and is a predicted model, not a curated record. NCBI's taxonomy places the organism in Eukaryota, Fungi, Ascomycota, Eurotiomycetes, Eurotiales, Aspergillaceae. The transcript is spliced from 3 exons.
AUGGACAGUUCGUCUUCCUCGCAAGACUUCUCCGCAGCAGUCCCUUCCUGGGACGACGGGGAUCCUGGCUCCCUGAUGCCCUUCAGCUUUUCCCUGAACCAUAAAUCCACAAUCCCAGUACAUGCCUCCGAAGCUGAUGACGACAAUGAGGAAGAGGGCAACGAAGAGGCUAACAUGGACGGAACCUCUUCCUCGCUCCCCAUCUCGAUUCACCCUCUCGAUAUCACUCGCCCGUGUGACUUCUCCAAAGCGACCCACGAACUUCUCCUGGAAUCAGUCGACAAUUUCUGGAUUGGGUUUGACCUCAGUACGUUCCCGCAGUUCAUCGCAUCCUGGAUCCCACGCCUGCGGCAUGCCGCCCUGCCGGGGUCGUACGAGCAGCUUUUGUUGCUGUUGUACGAUGACCUCGCCCACUACGUCCAGCUUCAGAAAUCAAUGGCAGAUGGCAUUCCAAACUAUCUGACCACACAUCGGGACCGGGUGCUUUAUGAAGACAGGCUGCGUAACGUCGGAAGAGCGUAUGAGUGGAGCCAUCCGCGCUAUCGCAAACCUGCCACGCUGCAUGCUAGACGUCCAUCAUCCCUGACAAGAAAAAAUGCUGAGGAAUCUCUUUUCUUUGCUGAACUGCGGAUGCUAAGAGAUCUGGUUGCGCCCGUGCGCGAUGCUUCCCUGCCUGUUUAUUGGAUUACCUUGCGAAAGGAUCGAGCUGACGAUAUGGAACCCGAGUUUGCUGCGUCGCAGGAUAUCAUCGCCAGGUUCAAGAUACAUUUGCAGGAGUCGCUCUAUGACCACCAUAAGAACUACACCAUCCACUGCACGAGGUCUUCUACAGCUGACCCUCGCAAAGAUCUUAGCCUCAAGCAGUUUCGUCUGGACACCUGCAAGGGAACACUGCUCUGGGAGAAAUAUCCCCCAGACCCGAUGCACUUCACCGAUUUCCACCAGCAUUACCGAGACCACCUCCUCCAGACAGAUCCCUUCGCUGCCCAAGAGGCCGGGUUCCUGCCUCCUAUCAGUACACCCCCGCCUACCGUCAAGGUUGCCUACCAACCAGGUGUUGAUCUAGGAGAUCGCUGGGCUCCAGUUACCUACGAGUCGAAGAUCCUGACGCUGUUGGUGCGAACUGCACAGUGGUUGGCACUGGCCCGUGGCCUCCCCGCCGUGCAUCUUUUUUAUGAUGUGACUCGCCUCUUCACCAUAUACGGAGUUGACGUUGCCAAUGCUACCCAGAUCGGCUUUUGCAAUCUUAUGGCCAGCCUGCGUUUUCCUCGGGACGCGCAUGUUCAGCCUCCUGCACGCCCUCCGCUAACUCCAUCGGGUGGAAUACACAAUCCAGAGUAUUUCAGAGAUCUUGAAGCUGCCAACCGUGCCAUGGUGCAGGCCCUCAUUAAUGAAGAUACUUUGCUAGGAAGGGAUGAUGACGCUAUCUCUUGGGACUUCCCUCAUCAAACUUUGGCUUGGAGUGCCGAUGGCUGUGAAAGGAAACUGGUGCUGAAAAGACCUUUCCAGCGUUGCCGAUUUAACCCUGUCCACGUUGUGGAUACCGAAUGGGAGGAUUUCAUUGCUGCCCACCUUGAAAAGGGUCAGCCCGAGGAAGACGAGGAUUUUGACAAUUUGGACGGAGGAGUCCCGAUCGUAGGUUUCUCGAUAGCCGCCAAUCAUUACUCUGAAGUUGACUAUGAGAGCAGCCCUAAAACUCCCGAUUACCAUUCCGCAGUGACAUCCCCUAUCAUCAUCCCCUCCUCUGUAAAGGCUUCUACCCCCGCCGCGCCUCCUAAUUUGGAUCCCAUCCUCGAAGACGAGGAGCUUUCCGCCUGGCUCGACGCUAAUUCAGGCUCGCCUACUUUCUCUCGCAGCUACCACGCUCUUCAUUUGACGAAUAGCUGUCCCUCGGCUGGUCCGCGCACUGACAACUGA